This is a messenger RNA of Medioppia subpectinata, 443 nucleotides long. The record is from the annotation of a GenBank genome assembly. Lineage: Eukaryota; Metazoa; Arthropoda; Arachnida; Sarcoptiformes; Oppiidae.
ACUUUUCAGGCAAACGAAAGUCACUGAAUUCAAUACUGAACGAAGAAAAUGGGACGAAAGGCAAACCAAAUGGUAAUAAAAAUACUAAUAAUAACCAUAGGAUGGGUUGCGCGUCACCGGAAGUGCUGGUGAAUGGGUCGCCGUCGCCGGACAUUGUGGGCACAGUUAGCGGCGGUAACUUUGCCACCAUUGAAGAGAUACAGUUCGUGGGCGUCAUCGGCACUAUGGAGCAGAAGAGAGUGUGCAAGAUCAAAUGCCUCAAUGGUGUUUGGGUCGGCCCCCUGUGCGCCCUUGAAAAAGGCGAUCAGUUCGCACCGAUGCUCAGGGAAUGCCAAUUGCAUGAGACGGACGCCGCGCUCGUCAUCACACAUAACAGGACACAACUCUUGAUUGAUUCACCAAAUGGUGUACCGCUUCCGCACGGAUCCCACAUCGAGGUAUGG